CUCGUUAUUGUCUUAGUGUGGCGAAUAUUCGAGGACAAGGAUACGACGGAGCGAGCAAUAUGCGUGGUGAAUGGAAUGGUUUGCAGGCCUUAUUUUUACAAAAGUGUCCAUUUGCCUAUUAUGUUCAUUGUCUUGCUCACCGGCUUCAAUUAACAUUGGUUGCUACUUCCAAAGAGGAUUGAUCAACUGAGAGACUUUGAGUCAUUACAGAUUGAGGAGAUGAUCACCAACGGUGAUAUUGAAACUGGUAAGGGGAAAAACCAAGUUGGCACUCUCCAACGUCCGGGAGAUACUCGUUGGGGUUCCCAUUUAACCUCACUUCGCAGUUUGGUAAGGAUGUUUAAUUCUACUUGUGAUGUGUUGCGAGACAUAAUUAAAUCUGGGAGCAUGACACAGAGGAGUGAAGCUGAUGGAGUGUAUGAUGUGAUAACAUCUUUUGAGUUUGUGUUUAUUUUACAUCUCAUGAUUGAUGUGCUUGCAGUGACAGAUGAUUUGUCUCAAGCCUUGCAGCGUAAAUCUCAAGAUAUACUGAAUGCAAUGCAUUUAGUGUCAUCAACAAAAGAGCUUCUCCAAAAAAUGAGAGAACAUGGAUGGGAUCUCUUACUUGAGAAAGUGAAGUUAUUCUGUUCUCAACAUGGAAUAGAAAUUCCAAAUUUCAGUGCUG
Molecule: messenger RNA, 664 nt
Organism: Cuscuta europaea
Lineage: Eukaryota; Viridiplantae; Streptophyta; Magnoliopsida; Solanales; Convolvulaceae
Source: the annotation of a GenBank genome assembly